AUGCCGAUUUACCAAUGCUACAGCCAAGCUAACCGCUCCACCAGCUCCCAUUGUAUACACAGACCCACACUACACCUCCUGCCCCUCUUCCCCUGUAACUCUUGCAAACUCAUGCUAAAGCAGGUAACAGCAGAAACUCAGCCAAGAAGGAGUAAAGGCACAUGGGGAGAGUCAAAAGCAGAGCCAGGUUCGGAGACCCCCAUCAUGAACUACCUGGCUCUCACUUUGGCCCUUCUGCUGGCCGUCGGCUCACAGGCUGCUCACAUCCCUUCCAUGACUGCUGAAGACAUACCCGUAUACAUGCAACAGUUGAGGGAGGCUGUGGAUCACCACUUGGCCCAUGGUAAACAACGUAUUGGCACAGCCCUGGAGGGGGUGAUAAAUCCUGAAAUCAGUGCUCAGGUCAAAUCCCUUUUGCAAAUGGUACAGGCAAACAUCCAAGACAAGAUCCAGGGAACUCAAGAAACUGUCCGAACCGUUUCUGAUGCUGUCCGCACCACCGUAAUGGAAGCCACAGCAGAAAUGCGAGAAUCCAUUAUGGCGGAAAUUGAUAACCUUAAAUUACAGCUUGAUCCCCACCGUGAAAAAGCACAAGAAGUUUUCAGCAGCCACCUGGAGCAGUACCAGACCAUAGUUGGACCCAUCGCUGAGGAAUACCAAAGAAGGAGUGAAGCUGAAAUGGCUGCCCUCAAGGCCAAGCUGGAGCCAAUCGGGGAAAAUCUGAGAGAACUAGUACCACGUAAUGUGGAGGAAACCAAGAACGCCCUAAUGCCUAUUUUGGGAUUUUUGAAGUCAAGGGGGGAAACAUGGUUGCAGACAGCAAAGGAGCAUGUUGGCCCCUACAUCCAAGCAUACAAGACUGAGAUCAAGAACUUUGUAAGAAAUACAAAGGAGAGGGCAGGACGGAUCACAGAUGAAGAGUGGACAUCCCUGCGUGAGAAGGUCACAGCACACGGCCAAAAAAUUGCUGAAAAUCUCAUGGAAAUUAAGAGGGAUAUCUUUGGUUAGUCAUCCCUAAAUCCGCUCUACUCUGUUCUUUUAACCCCACCUUUCUAUAUCCAAAAUCCAUUCCACCUUCAUCUCCAUGACAACUUUCAACAAACCUUUGAAUACACUCACACAACCACAUGCUUCACUCUCUACAUGUCAGGCCGAGCUUCUCUCAUGUAUGUGAAUUUACCAUCAUGUGUCCGAAUGAUUCUAUUGUGAUGAGGAAUAGAUCAAUAAACA
This is a messenger RNA of Cheilinus undulatus (humphead wrasse), 1230 nucleotides long. Its product is annotated as apolipoprotein A-I-like. The record is from RefSeq and is a predicted model, not a curated record. Gene Ontology annotation, molecular function: lipid binding. The coding region runs from base 1 to 1008 and encodes 335 amino acids. The transcript has 5 exons. Gene Ontology annotation, cellular component: extracellular region. Lineage: Eukaryota; Metazoa; Chordata; Actinopteri; Labriformes; Labridae. Gene Ontology annotation, biological process: lipid transport; lipoprotein metabolic process.